Puccinia triticina is the source of this 294-nucleotide messenger RNA. RefSeq lists its product as uncharacterized. The record is from RefSeq and is a predicted model, not a curated record. The transcript has a single exon. Lineage: Eukaryota; Fungi; Basidiomycota; Pucciniomycetes; Pucciniales; Pucciniaceae. The coding region runs from base 1 to 294 and encodes 97 amino acids.
AUGCCCGCUGAGCACAACCUCCUCUGCGGCCCAGACACCCUCCUCUCCAGGCCAUCCACCUCCAGUCUUCCCCAGUGGAUCAAGGACGGCCUCAUCCCCAAGUCCUCCUUUGCCUUCUCCGAGUUGUCCCCCAAGAACUCCACAGAGAUCCUGCUCCGCAAGAUCAGCCCAGGCACCACAGAGUCCUCCAGAAAGCUCCAGCCAGCCUACUUUGAUCGCAGCCAGAGCAGAAACAAAUCAGCUCUUUUUCUUUUGACGGGCAGCCUUGCUGAGCUGCUCCUCACCAUAUCAUAG